Molecule: messenger RNA, 1023 nt
Organism: Eucalyptus grandis
Lineage: Eukaryota; Viridiplantae; Streptophyta; Magnoliopsida; Myrtales; Myrtaceae
Product: zinc finger protein ZAT10
Biological process (GO): response to stress
Molecular function (GO): DNA-binding transcription factor activity
Source: RefSeq, a predicted model, not a curated record
CACAAACCCAUGCUCACAAAGCUCCCACACCUCUCUUUCUCUCUCUAAAAACCAGCAGUCUCUCAGCCACUGAACAUGGCGCUUGAAGCUCUCAACUCGCCCACCGCCGCCGCCCCUUGCCACGACGACGCGGACGGCCACCCGUGGGCCAAGCGGAAGCGCUCCAAGCGCCCCCGCGUGGACCCUCAGGACCAGCCCUCCGAGGAGGAGUACCUGGCCCUCUGCCUCAUCAUGCUCGCCCGCGGCGGCAGCGGCGGCGAGGGCAGCCAGCCGCCGGUGGUGGCGCCGAAGCUCUCCUACAAGUGCUCCGUCUGCGACAAGGCCUUCCCUUCCUACCAGGCCCUCGGCGGCCACAAGGCCAGCCACCGCAAGUCCGCCGAAGCCGCCUCCGCCGCCCCAACCACCCCCGGCGAUAACCCUACCUCCUCCUCCUCCGCCGCCGCCGCCGCCGCACCGGGCAGCGGCAGGCUCCACGAGUGCUCCAUCUGCCACAAGGCCUUCCCCACCGGCCAGGCCUUGGGCGGCCACAAGCGGUGCCACUACGACGGCGGCAGCAGUAGCAGCGCCGCCCGUGCGGCCUCUUCCUCAGAAGCCGGCGGUCCGAGCCACACGACUGUCAGCCACCGCGAGCCGAUCGACUUGAACUUGCCGGCCUUGCCGGAAUUCUGGGCCGGCGCCGAUGAGAGCAGCAACAGGGACCGUAAAAUCCAACUCUCCGGCGAGCAAGAGGUGGAGAGCCCUCAUCCGGCGAAAAGGCCAAGGCUGUUCAUGGAUCAAGAGGAUGUGGGGACUUCCCAAAGAUGAUUUCAGACAUUUACGUGAAUUACAAAGCUUACCCUUCUUUUUCAUUUUCAUUUUCAUCUUUCUUUUCGAAGGAUUUAUUCGUUCAUUAGGCUUUUGUAUUUAGCUAGGGUUGAUCCGAUUGUUCUGUACAGCAAAAGAAACUGAUGAUUGUCAUUUGUGGAAUUCUUGCAGCCUCUCUUGGCUGCCUAUAUUAUCUAAUUAGUUGUCACUGAAACAUCA